GCAGAGGACACUGGGCAUCCCCCAGAGAGGGACUUCAGCCUGGUUACUUCUUCUUCUGUGCCUGAAAGGACCAAAGUUAACAUACGAGUCUGGUGAUAUCAGAGAAACAUCUGCUUUUCACUCAUGGUUUGGACACCUAAGCGUGGCUCACAUCUUGCUGGAGAACGGUGCUGAUCUCAAUGCACAGAAUAAGUUAGGAGCCAGUGUCCUUACAAUGGCCUCCAGAGGCGGCCACGUCAGCAUGGUGAAAUUGUUGCUGGAAUCUGGAGCUUUUGUAGACAAUUAUGACCAUUUUAGCACAAAUGUACUUAACAGCAGCAGAGAUGACCUUCCCGAUAUCACUCCAUUAAUGGCAGCUGCUCAGCAUGGACAUGAGGCAGUGGUACAUCUGUUACUAGACUGGGGAGCUGAUUGUAAUUACACUCUGAAGACUAUGGGCUGGAGUCCUUUAAUGCUGGCAGCUGUUAGUGGAAAGGUGAGCUUGGCACAGCAGCUCAUGGAGAAAGGUGCUAAUCCUGAUCAUCUGAACGUACUGCAUAAAACACCUUUUGAAAUCUCUGUUGGCUUCAAACACAAAGACAUGAAGGACUACCUGGAAUCUCUCACAACAAUCAGACCGCAGGCAGAUACAGAAAAGAGGCAGCCUGAUGUCUUUCAUGCUUUGAAAUUGGGAAACUUUCAGCUGGUUAAAGAGAUUGUUGAUGAAGACCCAUGUCAGGUCAAUAUUACCAAUGUUGAUGGCGCGUCUCCAUUAAUGAUUGCGGCUGUAACUGGACAGUUGCCCCUCGUUCAGCUCCUUGUUGAGAAAAAUGCUGAUAUUGACAAACGGGAUAAUGUUCAUGGCUGGACAGCACUAAUGCAGGCCACAUACCACGGAAACAAAGACGUCGUAAAGUAUUUGUUAAAUCAAGGAGCUGAUGUCAAUCUUCGUGCAAAAAAUGGAUACACAGCUUUUGACCUGAUAAUGCUGCUGAAUGAUCCAGACACAGAACUUGUACGGUUACUGGCAUCGGCGUGCAUGCAAGUAGACAAAGACAAGAAUAAACUGAACAACAGAUCAUCUUUGCCUUGUUCCAGAAGUAGGCAAUCCUUAAAUGUCCCAAUGUUGCCAGAUGACAAAGGAGGUCUAAAGUCCUGGUGGAGCAGGAUGUCCAAUCGAUUCCGCAAGCUGAAGUUGACUCAGACAUUGCGCCAUGGGUUUCCUUCCAAUCAGUUUGUGCCUUUUCCUGAUGAGCCUGAACCAUCAUUAAAUUCAACCAUAAAAGCAGUUUCACAGAGUGAUAUGGACACCUCUGGAAACCUUGAUGCUGCUACAGCUUGGAUCACAAAUAACAAAACUAGCGGUGUAAACACUGCAAAAGGAGGAAAGGAUGAUGAAUUAUUGACAACCAUGCUGAGAAGUAGUGCUCCAUUUACCAGGCUGCCCAGCGAUAAACUGAAAGCAGUGAUACCCCCUUUCUUACCACCCUCAAGUUUUGAGCUUUGGAAUUCGGACCGAACGCGACUCAGCAAAGAUGGCAAAGCUGAACAGAUGCGAACUGCCUGGCCACAGAGAGCAAUCAAGCAUGAUUUCAACAGCAGUGGGAACUCUGAUAUAACAUCUGUUAGCAAAGGCACUAGACCAGUCAAAUUACCAACAUUUGCAAGAAGACCUGCAUCUCCUUCGAAUUCCAACAACUUCAACCACUCCCCCCAUUCUUCUGGUGGAUCAAAUAACAUUGCAGGAAUUAACAGACAUGGAGGAGAACUGCAUAACAGAUCAGGUGGCAGUGCGGAUAAUGUUUUGUCUCAGAUUGCAGCCCAAAGAAGAAAAGCAGCAGGUUUACCUGAACAGAAACCCAGUCAACAGCAUAGUCCAGUCCAGUCAACUCCUUCAUCCACUCUGGCUGAUUUGCAAUGUGCUCAAAUUGUUGGCAAUGGGCAUGUUGUAAAGCAAAAACUGGAGAUGAACAAAAGACCUCCAUCUGGGACUUCAUCUACGUCUAAAAGCACAUCACCAACUCUCACACCUUCCCCAUCACCCUCCCCAUCUCCCAAGGUUCACAACGCAGAGUCUUCUCUCUCCUCUUCUCACAGACAGGCCAAGAGCAAUGGUUCCAGCAGCGGGACUGUUACAGAAGAUGGCAACCACUUGGUGGACCAUCAACAGCUUGUCGCUAUUCUGAGAACCAGUGAUGUAGAGAGUCAUGAAAGACGAAACCACGUGAGAGUAAAAGGAGGAUCUGAAAACUUGGAGAAAGAUGAGCUGACUGGCAUCCUUAAAAAAUUGUCACUUGAGAAAUACCAGCCUAUUUUUGAGGAACAAGAGGUAGAUAUGGAAGCCUUCCUUACGCUUACUGAUGGCGAUCUGAAAGAGCUGGGUAUUAAAACUGAUGGGUCAAGGCAGCAAAUUUUGGCAGCUAUUUCUGAACUGAAUGCAGGAAAGGGCCGAGAGAGACAGAUUUUACAAGAAACUAUACACAACUUCCACUCUUCCUUUGAGAGUAGUGUUAGUAACACGCGACCUCCAGGUCAUUCCCAGUCACCUGGCUGCUCUAUAAAACCACAAGAAGCUGUUUCUCCUAAAAGGUAGCUACUGGAAAAGAAGAUUUUUUUUCUUAUGGUGAAGUUUGGCAUCUGGCUGAGUAAAUCCAAGUGUACAAAUGAAAAUUUGAAAAGUUAGUCCUAACUACACCUGUGUAGGACUUUCUGCAGUAACGUACUUAAAGUUCAAAUGCCACAAAGAAUAAAAGAAAAUAAUGAAGUGAUUGCUUUUACAAUCCAGCCUAAAUGAUUAACUGUUUGAGGCAUCAGUGGUCUGGAUCGAAGAACAAAGUCAGAAGAGCAGGAAGAAUGAAUGACCGUAUAAGAAGAUUCAAGUUUUCAAUCUACUCCUGCCCGUAGAUGAAGAACCCAUAGGAGGCCUGCAUGGGCACAGUCAAGAACAGCAGAGUGUGAAAGAAGGCAUGAGAACUACCACAAAUUAUGAGAGCUUCUACAUGGAGAAAUACAUAAACUGAAUAUGCCUCUGUUGACUGGAUACAGAUGAAGGAAUCCAAAUUGAAAAUGUAAUGGUUUCAUGAGGAGGAAUAUAAAGAAAAAAGUAAUGCUGCAUUCUUCAUUAACCAAAAUACACUUUAUCUAUUCAAUAGUAAGAGGUUAGAGCAGCAGUAAAAGUGAAUAUGAAAUACCUAUUUGUAAAAAUAGCACUUUAUUUAAGGAAAUGCAUAAUCAGUCACCAAUAUUUAAACAGAAAUAGUGUGAAAAUAUUUUAUAUUCCUGAUUGGUUUUUUUGAGAAUAAAGCCAUUUAACUGAUA
This is a messenger RNA of Calidris pugnax (ruff), 3297 nucleotides long. RefSeq names its product ankyrin repeat and sterile alpha motif domain containing 6 (gene ANKS6). Gene Ontology annotation, molecular function: protein binding. The transcript is spliced from 18 exons. Gene Ontology annotation, biological process: innate immune response. The coding region runs from base 215 to 2572 and encodes 785 amino acids. NCBI's taxonomy places the organism in Eukaryota, Metazoa, Chordata, Aves, Charadriiformes, Scolopacidae. The record is from RefSeq and is a predicted model, not a curated record. Gene Ontology annotation, cellular component: cytoplasm.